AUGGCGUUGCCAAAUCAGCAAACGGUUGAGUAUCCGAGUUUCAAGCUCGUCAUCGUCGGUGACGGUGGGACAGGAAAGACAACGUUCGUGAAAAGGCAUCUCACCGGUGAAUUUGAGAAGAAAUAUGAACCGACCAUUGGUGUGGAGGUUCACCCGUUGGAUUUUUUCACGAACUGUGGAAAGAUUCGCUUCUACUGUUGGGAUACUGCGGGGCAAGAGAAGUUUGGUGGUCUCAGGGAUGGAUAUUAUAUCCAUGGGCAAUGUGCGAUUAUCAUGUUUGAUGUUACUGCCCGGCUAACUUACAAAAAUGUCCCUACCUGGCACCGUGAUCUUUGUCGGGUUUGUGAGAACAUUCCAAUUGUUCUUUGUGGUAACAAGGUUGAUGUAAAGAACAGGCAAGUGAAGGCAAAGCAGGUUACAUUCCACAGGAAAAAGAAUUUGCAGUAUUAUGAGAUAUCUGCAAAGAGCAACUAUAAUUUUGAAAAGCCAUUCUUGUACUUGGCUAGGAAACUUGCAGGAGAUCCUAACUUGCACUUUGUAGAAUCACCUGCGUUGGCUCCACCUGAAGUUCAAAUUGAUUUAGCGGCACAACAACAGCAUGAGGCUGAGCUUGCUGCAGCUGCUAGUCAGCCCCUUCCAGACGACGACGAUGAUACAUUUGAACAAUCAGCUUCCUUCAUAGCUGGCUAUGUGGAAUAUGCACAAAAUGAAGAAGCAAAGAAAAACCAAAAUGGACAGAGGCUGGCAUAG
Molecule: messenger RNA, 750 nt
Organism: Sphenostylis stenocarpa
Lineage: Eukaryota; Viridiplantae; Streptophyta; Magnoliopsida; Fabales; Fabaceae
Source: the annotation of a GenBank genome assembly